AUGAUCCUGACGUCUGAAGGGAACAUCGACGAGGAGGGUACCACCAAAUCCAUCCCCUAUUCUCAGCCUUGGGACACCAUGGGGAGGUGCCUGCAUCACCAGCCGUCCUGCCAGCACUCCUUCCCACUGUCCCUCCCCAGAGUCAUCAUGCCUCGGAGACGGAAAAGUAAGCUCCACGCCUGCGAGAAAGGUGCUCAGGCAACAGCAGCGGCAGCAGAGGAGUCCCCUCCCUCCUCUUCUCUUUGUGGAGAUAAUAGCCAGAGCCUGCCUGCUGCUGGGUCAUGUAGCAGUUCCGAGGGGCCUCAGAGAGCACCAUCCACCACCACUGUUUCUGAAGGCAUUUCUUGCACUAGAUCUGAAGAAGGUUGCAAAGGCCAAGGUGACGAAAGGAAAAGCACCUCUGAGGACCCACUGUCCACUAACGACUCACGCGAAGACCCUCUAAUGAGGAAGGCUGUUUUGUUGGCGCAGUUCCUGCUCUACAAGUAUAGAAUGAAACAGCCCAUUAUGAAGGCAGACAUGCUGAAGGUUAUCAACCGUAGAUACAAACACCAGUUUGCUGAGAUCCUCAAGAGGGCCUCCCAACACGUCGAGGCUGCCUUUGCAGUUCAGGUGGUGGAAGUCGACAUACCCAGGCACUCGUAUAACCUAGUCAGCAAACUGAAACUUCCCAACAACGGGAGGGUGCGUCCUGGCAGAGGGUUUCCCAAGACAGGUCUCCUAAUGAUUGUCCUGGGUGUGAUCUUAACGAAUGGCAACUGUGCCACUGAGGAACACAUCUGGAAAUGCCUGAAUAAGAUGAAAGUAUAUGCUGGAAGGAAGCACCUCAUCUACGGAGAGCCCCGGAAGCUCAUCACUCAAGAUUUGGUGAGGCUGAAUUACCUAGAGUACCGGCAGGUCCCCAACAGUGAUCCUCCGUGCUAUCAAUUCCUGUGGGGUCCAAGAGCACAUGUUGAAACCAGCGAGACGGAAGUCCUGGAGCAUUUGGGAAAGAUGAAGGAAAUCAUCACCUGUGAAUCCUUAUGUCAUUACGUAGAGCCUUUGGAAGAUGAGGAAGAAACAGCCUCACCCAUAGACACAGCCAGGCAUGUCAUCUUCGUAUGCGGGCACGGUCUCCUGGACCAUUAG
This is a messenger RNA of Cynocephalus volans (Philippine flying lemur), 1128 nucleotides long. RefSeq names its product melanoma-associated antigen B5-like. Bases 1 to 1128 code for a protein of 375 amino acids. The record is from RefSeq and is a predicted model, not a curated record. Lineage: Eukaryota; Metazoa; Chordata; Mammalia; Dermoptera; Cynocephalidae. Gene Ontology annotation, cellular component: nucleus. Gene Ontology annotation, biological process: negative regulation of transcription by RNA polymerase II. The transcript is spliced from 2 exons.